AUGCUGUUCGGCUUCUUGUCAUCAUGUUUUCCGUCCCAACCUGAACCUUCAUGCGCAUUCUGCGAUGCGACGAAGGAGAAUGGCUUUAAUGUUCAGUAUGAGGACGUAGACUACAUAGUUCUCAACGACCGAAGCCCAGCUGCUCUUCACCACAUGCUGGUGAUCCCGCGGAAACAUGUCGUGAGCAUCAAGGCUCUGAAUGCAAGUGACGCGGGCAUGCUGCGUGACAUGGAGCGCAUUGGGACCGAGCGUCUGGAUGUUCUAGAUGUACCCCAAGGACAACGUCUAAUGGGGUUCCAUAUACCCCCCUUUAACAGCGUGGACCAUCUGCACCUCCACGUCUUUGGCCUGCCUUGGAGAUCUGGGCUGAAGCACGCAAAGUACCCAUUCAGGGCAGGCUCAAACGGAGAUGUGAAGGGAUGGACUUGGUUCGUCGAGAUCGAGCAGGCCAUUAACAUCCUAGAGAGCGGGCGACGCGUCCAGGUCAAACCAUGCUGA
Messenger RNA from Peniophora sp. CBMAI 1063, 498 nucleotides. The record is from the annotation of a GenBank genome assembly. NCBI's taxonomy places the organism in Eukaryota, Fungi, Basidiomycota, Agaricomycetes, Russulales, Peniophoraceae.